GGGGCUGCUUCGAGUGCCAGUGGAGGCGGAGGAGCUGCCCUCGGGUCGGCCCCGCCAUGCGGGCAGUACAAGAAGCUCGUCACUUUCAAGGAGUGGGAGGGCCAGGCCUUAACCAUCAAUGCCUGCGACAACAAGCCCGAUAUACUUGAUAUCAAGAAGAAGUGCGCCCUGCACAAGGUGCCAAUUACGGAUCUGAUCAAGAACUGCAGGAAGGCCCUGGGCGACCUCACCAAGGCAAAAAAAGCUCUGGAGACGUGGAGGGCAAGUCGGAAAGCACCUUCGAAAAAGUCGUCAAAGGUAAGCACAGACAGCAACCCAGCAGCCUGUCUCUUGGAAUUCUCUAAGCAGCACGGCUCCGAGGUGCCGAGGUUUUCGUCCAACGAGCUGAAGAUCAAGGAGGAGACCGGCGAGUUCCUCGUGAACGUGCCUGCCGUCAUCAUUGGCUCCCCUGAGUGCCGAGCUGCCUGCGAGAAGGACAAGGCCGUGAGGGGAUUUAUAUUCGAUGGGCUGGAGAAGGAGUUCUCGCAGCACUCUGCGAAUGGCGGGAUGGAGAGGGCGCAGAAGCCAGUGCCUGUUCAGAUCUCGGACAUCAUCACCAGCUACGCAAAACACCUGAAAUCAGGAAGCGCCCCAGGUCUCCCUGACAACGUCAACUCGGAUCUGGUGGAAGCGAUGCGCCCGUACGGGGUUGUCACGGCUAAGAAUACUAUUACACCGCCAACCGUCGAGAAGAACUUCAUGGGCUCAUUACGUUUUGGACUCGCGGGCACACGCGAGAUUGUCAUCGUCCGGCUCUCCGAUUUGUACGAGUACAUGACGAAGCUGUCCACUCCUGACAGCAAGGGCAUCUGCAUGAAGCAGGCCAAGUCGUUCUUCAUUAGCAUGAGCAAGGAGCAGCUGACCGAUUACCACAACAACGCGCAGUACCCGAUUUGGCAGGUCACCAUGGCCCCUCACGAAGCUCUUUACAUGCCACCUGGUUCUUACUUCAUUGAGCGCAUCGUCGGUCACCCGAACUACGUGGGCUUUCGUGUGGGCGUGCUGGACGGAGACCUCCAGACUGUCAGCAACCUCUCCAAGAUCCAUGAGAACCUGGCCAAGGAGCACAAGCUGCUCAAGACCCUGUUGGAACAGAUGCAGCUUGACAACAGUCCCAAG
This is a messenger RNA of Prorocentrum cordatum, 1158 nucleotides long. Lineage: Eukaryota; Dinophyceae; Prorocentrales; Prorocentraceae. The record is from the annotation of a GenBank genome assembly.